Messenger RNA from Chilo suppressalis (striped riceborer), 3452 nucleotides. The record is from the annotation of a GenBank genome assembly. NCBI's taxonomy places the organism in Eukaryota, Metazoa, Arthropoda, Insecta, Lepidoptera, Crambidae.
CAAAAGCUUAUAGGGGCCGCACGUGGCGCGGUCUUUUCGUGCGUUCGUAAACACGUGUCUUUUUACGUGAAUGUAAAUUAAUAAAACUUUUUUCUAAUUUAAAAAAGAAAAUGAGAAAGCUUGUUAAAUUCUUUCGCUAAAGUGUUUACUAAAUGUGUUUGUAUUGCAGUCGUAAUUUUUUAAAUGAUAGUAAAAUAAUUGUUUCAUAUUAGUGAUUCGGUUGUGUAGUGAUGUUUUUGUUUAGAAAUCAUUUUGGAUUAUUGUUGCUUAUGGCGAUAUUCGGUACCGUAAGAAAUAAAGACCCAGAACACUCGACGGAAAAGGAAUUGCGCCCAGAAUACAUCCACCCAGAUGGUCUAUCCGACUUCGAUCCGUACUUGGCUGACUUCAAACCCGUGGUGGAAGAUGAUGACUACAUACCAUUGCCAGAAAACGACGAAACAAUUGACGGUCUACCGAUAUUCCUACUAGAGCCAAAAAACGCUUAUGUGCUAAGGACGAAGCCAGCAACUUUACUCUGCCGUGCUGCAAAUGCUCUUCAGGUUUUCUUCAAAUGUAACGGUUUCAGAGUUGAAAAAACAGUUCAGUUGGAGCACGUAGACCCUCAUAAUGGAGUCAGGGUGGUGGAAGCGGAGUUGAAUGUCACCAGAAAUGAGGUGGACGAGUAUUUCGGAGGGACUUUCGGGUGUGAAUGCUACGCGUGGAAUAGCAAAGGGCGAAUACGGAGCCAAUCCGUCUUCAUAGAGUAUGCUUACAUAAAGAAGCAGUUCGUGCAGCAGCCGGUGUCGGCGACCGUGGAAGCUGGCAGGAGUGUUACCUUCAGGUGCUCUCCCCCUGCUGCAGCUCCACCGGCCACCAUCAGGUGGAUGAGGAACGGAGCACCCGUUGAGGCAACAGAUGAAGCUUUGGUGCUGCCGAAUGUAGGACUACAGGACAUGGCGAACUACACGUGUGUGGCGGAGAACAUUGCUGGCAAGCGAGAGUCAGAUGUCGCCGUACUCUCCGUAUAUGUUAACGGCGGAUGGUCAGAAUGGUCGCCAUGGGUGCCGUGCCGGUGCGGCACGCAGUCCAGCGGCCGGCGGCGCGUGCGCACGUGCUCCGAGCCGGAACCGGCCAAUGGUGGCGCGCCGUGCCGGGGCUUGGCGGCGCAGACGGACGACAACUGUAUGAGGUGCCAGAACGGUGGAGCGUGGUCACAAUGGGCCUCGUGGUCGCCCUGCGGCGAGGACUGCGUUAGAGUAAGACGCAGAGAGUGCACGGGAUUGGCCUGUUCCGGAUCAACCAUGCAGCAUGCUUCCUGCGUAGACGGCUUGUGUGCUGCGAGCAAAUACAGUAAUGUCACGUUGUACGUUGGCAUCGGCAUCACUGUCGCCAUGCUGACUGCUGGCGCUGCGCUACUGUUCGUAUGGUGCCGGUACAGAAGCAGGCCUGGAUAUAUUGCUGCUAGGGCUGGCGUGCCCAAGUCUUAUGCAAGCAACAAAGGCACAGGGCCGGAUCUGACGCGCGCGUGCAAUGAAUACUGGAUGCAGCCCGACAACCACUACGACAUGCCCCACGUCAGGGACAGCUACUCAUCUCCGUUUGGACACCGCGGCAGGCAGCAGUCUUCUGCGGGCAGCAACCAUUAUGAGAUGAAACCGUACAGCCCCUCAGGGGAGUCGGCAUCUAGCUGUUACACUAACUCAGCUAGAACGAUGACGUCACGAUCAAGCGAGUGCUCCUCGUCGCAACUGGCUGAGCUGGUGCCGUCUUCUUCCACCAUCUCCAAAGUGGACGUGGCUGUGACAUUGCCAACUGCACCUUCGGACGUCAGCUAUAGAGACAAAAUUUGCUUAACCAUCGUGAAAUGAGGGUAGAUCGUCUUUUCUGGUUCGUGAAAGAGAACUUUAUUUAUUUGGUGCAUUUGUUCGAUUAAAAAAUUUUUUUUUAGUACCUUAAUUUUUAUUUAAAAAUAUUUAGUGUAUUUGAUUUAACCAGUUGAAUGGGAAUGUAUUGUUAUUAGCCAGAACUAAAACGGAAAAUUCUUUCUCGAGCGACGGCAAAGAUUUUUUUUAUUUGAUGAUACACUUAGAGCUUACAGAAGAUACAUUAAUAAAUCCUUAACAGCGUAAUUGUUUAUUUUCAGUUCUUUUUUAUGUAAAAAAUUAGGAAAUUCGUUCUGAUGACAAUACAAUCGAAAUCAUUAAUGUUAACCAAUCGAUCGUGAAUCUUGGCUUUAAGAUACUCAACGUCAAUAUGGAGACAUGCUGUUUUAAUUAAUUCAGCCUUUUACUGGUUGUACCAUUGAUAAAUCGUAUUACAUGUAAAUAUCAUCAUCAUCAGCCUAUUAAUGUCCCCACUGCUGGGGCACAGGCAUUCCCCAUGGAUAGAAUAGGGAGAUUGGGCCAUGACCCAAUAACAACACUAGGGCCUAAUGCGGAUAGGCGGGUGCAAGUGACUGCAGAUAAGCACGGAGAGACUCGAGAUAGAAGAUUUUUGGUCACUCAUCCAAUGACCGACCACUACGAAAGUUGCUUAACUUCAAAGAUCACAGCCGAUCGCGCUAACCACCCACGCCUUCGAGCUCCUCAUGUGAAUAGGUACAUUAUUAAUCCUCAUUUGACAAAAAUUACAAAGUAUUGAAUACCUACCAAUUAAAGUCUACGAUCCCAAGAGAAGUCUCACUUUGUGCAUGACAUGAUUACUUGACGAAAACUAUGUUUUAUCAAUUUGCUGUAUGCUUUAAGUAUGCUUUUUUAUUUUUAUAAAGAAAUCAAAUCGCAAUUUGCCGUCCUCAAGCUAAAAGCUAAAAUGACAAAACCAUCUUUUGAGAUAUGGCCAAAAACGGCGAGUAGGUAAUCUUUAAAUUACUGCUAUUUUGUAACUAUUCGUCGCAUUACGAAUUUUUAAACUUAAACUACAAAAGACACGAAUACUUGUUAAAUAGAAAUUGAUAGAGAAUUAAACUGUGUUUAAGAUGCUAUUUAAGACUGAAAAAUCUACCAUAUGUCACUUAGCCGCACUUUACUUUGAGGACGGCAGCAAUGUCUUUGCUUACAAAAAGUGAUUAUGACUAUUUUUAAUGAACACAACUAUAAGUAACAUUUGAAUUCAUGUUUCACUUAUAUAAAAAAAUCGAGCGAAGACAUUGUGAUUUGUUUUUAUAAAAAAUACUUGAUAAAUCAUAUUUUUGUCUAAUGAGCAUAUGGGUGACUGUAGACCUCUCUUGGGAUCUCGUACUAUUAGUAUAAUGUGCACUUGUUUUGACCAACGAUAUAAUAUAAUGAAUUCUCAUUGUUAAGACUGAUUGAAUGUAUUUAAUCUACUUACAACUUUUAAUAGUAUUGUUUUGUUUACACUAAUUAUUAUCGACGGUAACAUUGUGGAAAUACCUGAUUGUAAGUAUAGCAAUGUAAAUAAUGUAUUUUAAUCUGUGAUAUUUUGUAAACAGUAAAUGAUGCUUACUACUGUAA